ACACAUGUCUCAAGUAUAAGAUAAAAGACCCCCUGUCCCUGAUUCCCUGAAAGGCAACAGAGAGCAGUAGAAGGAAGAGAAACCAAAGAAACGAGAUCGUCGUCGUCGUCGUCGUCGUCGAUGGGAGUGGAGAAGCAACUGUUGAGGCCCGGAACCGGUCCCAAGCCUGUUCCCGGUCAGAACGUGACUGUUCACUGCACUGGUUUCGGGAAAAACGGUGACCUUUCUCAACAGUUUUGGAGCACAAAGGAUCCUGGCCAGAAACCUUUCACUUUCAAAAUCGGCCAAGGUUCUGUUAUCAAAGGAUGGGAUGAAGGUGUGUUAGGCAUGCAAGUUGGUGAAGUUGCUCGUCUUCGGUGCUCCCCUGAUUAUGCUUAUGGUGCUGGUGGCUUUCCUGCUUGGGGAAUACAACCAAACUCUGUCCUGGAUUUUGAAAUUGAAGUCUUAAAUGCGCAAUGAAAACCUUGUUAGCCUGUCUAAUGAAUAAGGAUUAUGAUGAGUAUCCUCCAUUUACAUGGACAUGUACUAUUGUAUCCCCACUUUGUGAGUGGUAUCUAUAAUGGCUACUUAGUUGAGUUGUUUAACUGAAAUACUAAAUAACACUUCAGUGAUCUCAAUCAAACUAAUAUUAGAUUGGUAGCCUUCA
Messenger RNA from Lotus japonicus, 646 nucleotides. RefSeq names its product peptidyl-prolyl cis-trans isomerase FKBP12. The coding region runs from base 121 to 459 and encodes 112 amino acids. Gene Ontology annotation, molecular function: peptidyl-prolyl cis-trans isomerase activity. The transcript has 4 exons. NCBI's taxonomy places the organism in Eukaryota, Viridiplantae, Streptophyta, Magnoliopsida, Fabales, Fabaceae. The record is from RefSeq and is a predicted model, not a curated record.